UAACACUGCGGAACUCAGUUGUUCUUUUAUCUCACGUUAGACGAAACUGGUGGGGCAAAAUAAAGAGUUAAGGAAUUAACCCCACCGCCUGUUUAUGCGCCUUUAAAGGAGAAUAUAGGCAGUCUUGCUUGGUCUUCGUCAAAGAACACAAACCUCAACUGAAUAUGUUAUCCUUAGGAGUGCAAAUCUCCUUAUCACUUCUGGGGCUCAUCAUCUAUCUUGGAUACAAAUUGGCCACAAGAAAUUUCGACUACUGGCAGAAGCAAGGUGUCAAAUUUUUGAAGCCGGUGCCAAUUUUAGGAUCAAUUUCGUCCCUCUUCAUGCUCAGAGAACACCCCUGUCAAUUUGCGCAACGCGUGUAUCGUGAAAAUGAGGGCCAGCCUUUCGUCGGAUAUUUCCAGGGAACGACGCAAACCCUGAUGGCCAUCGACCCUGAGUUCAUAAAGCAAAUUUUCGUCAAGGACUUCUCUCAUUUCGUUGAUCACGGAUUCAAAAUCAGUGAGGAGGGUGAUCCAUUACAAGCGUUGAAUCUGUUUAAUUUGGAAGGACAAAGGUGGAAAGACAUGCGAACGAAACUUGUUCCAACUUUCACAUCGGGAAAAAUAAAGGCUAUGUUUCCUCUGAUGCAGGAGUGCAAUGAUCAGUUUGAUAAAUACUUGGAUAAAUUGGCUGAAAGCAAAGAAAUUUUUGAAGCCAAAGACGUCCUAGGUCGACUUUUUACCGACAUUAUCGGCUCGUGCAUUUUUGGAAUAAAAUGUAACACGAUCGAAAAUCCAGAUAAUCAGUUCCGGAAAAUGGGAAAAAGAUUGAUUGAUGUGAAUAUUUUCCAGGCCAUAAAAUUAGUGUUCAUCAUAUUUUUGCCCGAGAUUGCUUUGAAACUCAAACUUGGAGUUUUGGAGAAUGACGUGUCCGAAUUUUUCCUAAAACUAACCAAGGACAUGGUCGAGAAACGAAAGAAAGAGGGCAUCGUGAGACGAGACUUUUUACAACUGCUGAUGGAGUUAAAGGACAAGGGAAGCGUCGCAAUUGACGCGGACGACGAGGAUCAACAUUUAAAUGAAGAAACUGCGGACCACAAAACCACAUCAAACAUUCCAUUCAAAUUUGAUGAUAUUGACUUGGCCGCCCAGUCUACCGUUUUCUUCCUGGCUGGUUUCGAAACGUCAUCCACCGUAAUUUGCUUCACACUGCUUGAAUUGGCAAUGAACCCAGACGUGCAAAGGAAAGCGCAAAUUGAAGUUGACGAAUGUCUCGCCCAGAAUAACGGGAAGAUUUCAUAUGAUACGCUUAAAGACAUGAAAUACUUGGACUGGGUACUCAAAGAAUCAAUGAGGAAGUACCCGCCUGUCGCAUUGCACAGCCGGUUGUGCACAAAAAAGUACGUCAUUCCCGAAACGAAUGUUGUCUUGGAAAAAGGAACCAUAAUUGGCAUUCCAAAUCAUGCUCUCCAAAACGACCCGAAGUAUUUCCCGGACCCUGACAGAUUCGACCCUGAGAGGUUCAGCGACGAGGAUCUCCUGCGCAAAUACCAGUACAUUUACACACCCUUUGGAGAGGGUCCCAGGCAAUGCAUUGGUAAUCGAUUCGCGUCAAUCCAAUCAAAACUUGCACUCUUCACUUUCCUUCGCAAGUACACGGUUGUUGCUUGCCCCAAGACCGUUUAUCCUGUUAAUUUUGACGCAAAACAGUUCAUCUUGACUUCAAAAGAGGGAAUCUGGUUGAGAAUGGAAAAACGCCAGUGAACUUAAAAUAAAGAUGAAAAAUAUUAAAAAUUUCAAAAAAUUCAAUAAUAAGACUGCAAAUUUGAUAAAUUUAAUUACUCAAAAUUGCUUAAAUUUUAUUUUAAAUUUAUAAAAAUAGAUAUUUUUCAGUUUUUUAAAUGUAGAAUUUUUAAAGUAAUUGUGCCUAAUAAGAAAGAUUUGAC
Messenger RNA from Neocloeon triangulifer, 1924 nucleotides. RefSeq names its product probable cytochrome P450 6a13. Gene Ontology annotation, molecular function: iron ion binding; oxidoreductase activity, acting on paired donors, with incorporation or reduction of molecular oxygen; monooxygenase activity. The coding region runs from base 165 to 1742 and encodes 525 amino acids. The record is from RefSeq and is a predicted model, not a curated record. The transcript is spliced from 8 exons. Lineage: Eukaryota; Metazoa; Arthropoda; Insecta; Ephemeroptera; Baetidae.